Messenger RNA from Ruditapes philippinarum (Manila clam), 10249 nucleotides. RefSeq names its product zinc finger C2HC domain-containing protein 1A-like. Gene Ontology annotation, biological process: protein refolding. NCBI's taxonomy places the organism in Eukaryota, Metazoa, Mollusca, Bivalvia, Venerida, Veneridae. The transcript has 10 exons. Bases 409 to 2286 code for a protein of 625 amino acids. Gene Ontology annotation, cellular component: cytoplasm. The record is from RefSeq and is a predicted model, not a curated record.
UGGCAUAUAGAUCGUAUAACUUCAUUUGGAAUAUCAUGGCCGUUUUCCUUGUAUGGUCGUAGUGGAAACAAGAAAAUGGAAAACAAAGUUUGACAGUUCGAGGCAUACGUAAAGGCUAAUAUUUCCACAAGGAAUUCAUAGUUUUCACAAUCACUGCAGGUCAGCAUCAGUAUUCCUUCUUCAUUUGGAGACCAUCUGAAAACAUCUAUAGCAAAAAUAAUCUGUCAGUUCUAUUCAACAAUUAUAGCUGUCUUUGAAACAGGAUGAAAAGAAAACAUAAAUGAGUUACCUUUUUUUGCAAUGGAAAACCUCAAAGAACAUUCCCCUUAUUGUUUAAAUUCUACAGAUUUUUUGGGAACUAGAUAUUAUGUAUGUGAAAUGCCAUCACUUUAAUACAUUGCAAUAACAAUGACGAAAAAUCAUUUCCAUACGCUUGGCCUGAAACCAGGCUGUUCAGAAGAAGAGGUUAAAAAAGCCUAUAGAUCUCUUGCAAAAAAGUUCCAUCCCGAUAAAAACAAGGACCACGAUGCUGAAGAAAAAUUUAAAGAAAUUGCUGCAGCAUACGAUGUUCUUAAGAGUGAUGACCGUAGAGAAAUUCAUGAGAGAGAAGUUAAUAAUCGACAUAGAGAGACAAAUGCAUCACAUACCUUUACUUUCACAAGAAAAACCAAUAGUUACCAUAAUCCUACCAAUCAUGAACAUGAUGACCACAGUUCAUGGUCUAGAAAGUUUGGUAAAGAAUCAGAAAACAGAUAUAGAAAUUCAAAUUUUGGAAGUUUUGCCGAUGAAGGGAAAGAGCCUUCUGGACAUAAGAAUGAGCACACUGGAUAUAAAACAGGAAAAAAAUCGCAGCAGAAGACAAAAAAGAAACAGUCGACUCGAUCAAGACCCCGUAGACCUUGGUCGCACGAGUGGACAGCACCUGACGACACUGAUCAGUUCUAUGAUCCACGUCCGCCAAAGUCAAACUUUUCUUUCGCCUUUAAAUCAUUUGUAGAUGAUUUAGGGAUGAGUUUUGAUGCAUUCUUUUUGGGACAUGAUAUUCCUAAUGGAGGUUUUGGAUUUUCAAGUUUUUUCGAUGCACCAGACCCUUUCGAAGAAUUCUUCCGGCGUGGCACGCCUGGUUCAUUUAAUACAGCACGCUCACAGCCUAGAAAUCAUAAACAUAACGUAGCAUUCGAGGAGGGAGCCAAUGGGCUUGAUGACGAAUAUUUCUUCUCUCCAUCUCGGUCAACGUCAAGGCAUACAUUUAACAAAGAGAAUCAUUUUGGGGGGCACAGAGGUGGUGGUAUGAACUAUGAUGAUUCCGAUGAUGAUGACAUGGAUAGCAGGUUGUUUAAAUGUACAUACUGCGAGAAGAGGAUGCCUUUUAGUCAGCUUUCUAUGCAUGAGCCUGGAUGUGCGUUACGUCAUGGAGGAAGAUUCGAUGCAAGUGAUGAGGAACCAGAACCAAAACACAAGCCGGAGGAUAUAUUUAGUGGUAAAGGUAGUCCUGAAGAGGACCAAUAUCCACAGAGAAAUGGUGACUGGAGGUCGACACACGAAGAACUGCUGCGUAACAUCAGACGAGCCAAGCGUGCUGCAAAAGCAAGUCAGAGACGAUACAGCUCAGCCACAACUCCAUCAACUAAGGACAGUGCUAGGGAAAGUGCCAGAGAUGAUGGUGUUGCUCAGAUAAAAUGUAAAUGGUGUGGCCGAUGUUUCAGUCAUCCAGCUGCCAAACACCACAUUCCAUUCUGUGAGAAAUGGACCAAAGAACAUGGUACACCUCUAAAUCCUGCAGGAAAAACAGGACCACCAGAUGCAGGGAGCAAAACCCACAGAGGGAGAGAGUAUGCUAAGAACAUACCUCGACCACGUGGUAACUCAAGCGAGUCAGAAUCUCCAAGAAGUCAUUAUGAUCACUAUCCUAAUGUGGGUGUUCACACAAAGAGAGAGACAAUGGAUAAACCAGGUCCUUCAUCAAGCACAGGUCUCAAUGCUUCAUUUAGUUCAAGAGACAAGACAUCCCCUGGACCAGGUGUAAGCAGCUCUACCACUGUGAAUACUGGCAGAGGCCGAGCGACAAAUAGAACAACAGCUACUGGCAGGUUUAAAUCUCCAUUGGCGGAUGAGGAAGGAUCAUACAGCAGUAGGCUAGAUGAUCAGUAUGGGUUUGGACUAACAGGGUCAAGGAUAUCCACAGAACCUCGUACUAGAGGAAGCACGUGCCAAUCCUGCAAAAGAAAAUACGGUAUCCGUGGACAAGUGCUAUGUAACUGUGGAGUAAGAAAAUCAGGAUCUUAGUUUAUAUGGUUCUAAUGUUAUUGUACGUGUUUAAACAAAAGGUUGGAUCUUAAUUUGUAAGCUCCUUAUGUUAUUGUACAUGUAUAAACAGAAGGCGGGAUCUUAGUUCGUAAGAUUCUUAUCAUACAUGUUUAUACAAAAAGGACCUUGAUAGGGAAUGUAGAUGUUUCACUGGAGUAUAUAUAAAUUGUCCAUUUAAUGAACAUUAGCAUUAGAAAUCUGAAUAAAGUUUCAGUUUUACUGGUGGUGGCUAAAUGACAUUGUUUCUGUGUUCACUGUAUAUUUUUCCAGUUUUGAAGUGCUAUUUGAAGGCAAGAUCAUGUUAUUUAUGAAUUAUAAUGUGUUGAAUUGUAAUAUGUAGAAAAGGAUCUGAUUGCUGCCAAGAAGUAAAACAAGUUUUUUUUUUCUCCAAAAUACCAUAUAAAAUGAAAGCAGAUCGGAUUUUUAAGAUAAUAGAAGUAGUUGCCAUUAUUUGUUGGGAUUUGAAAAAUGAAAAUUUUCAAGCAUUGAAUGAGACUUUAUAGUAGGAUUUUGCUCUUCACAAUAACUGCACUAGGAUAAAUUGCCAAAAAUAGUUGUGGAUUAUUGGUGAAUUUUUAUCUGUAUUAUAAAAUGUAUGAUGAUACAAAAUCAUUGACUAUAAUUGAUACAUACAUUUUUGCUUGACCAUGAAAUUUCUAAGAAGAAUAUCAUGUAGUUGAAGAAUUGUUUGGAAAGAAUUUUAACUCAGCAGAGCUCGCUCAGGAUUUUAAACCUGCCAUUGAUAAAACUGUGAAUAUAAGAUAUUUGGAAGUUCAGUAAUUUGGUAACAACAUAAAAUCUUAUUUGUGUGACCAUUACAAAAAAGUGUAUAAAAGGGUUUGUGGUAAUUUCCAUGAAAAGAAGCAUUUCUCCAUAAAUAAACCAUUGAUCCAUCAGAUUUAUUUAUUCCAUUCACAUAACCAUGCACCGAUUGAGACUGAGUCUGUGAAUAUUUUAUUAAUUUUGAUGCACAACCUAUUCCAGUUUACCAUGGCACAAUAUUUAUAUUUUUGUUUGUAUGAAGGGUAAAAGGGGAGGUCACUUAUGUAUAACAUAGUGCUCCAGUGUGAAACAUGGCUAAUACUGUUUAAUCUAGUAUGUUUAAUUCAAGGGUUUAGACUGAUUUCAUAUUGUAUGCAAUACUUAUGAUAUUUUAAGGAUUUUAUUUUCAUCUUUUUGGGCCAAAAUCUAUCACCAGCACAGAUUGGGAUUAAUGUUAAGCAAAUCAUCUCUCUUAUGAAAAGUAAAGCAGAAGCUACAAAUAUAGUGAUGAAUAACUAUUAUUUACAAAUCGAGCGCCUGUGGCGGUGUGAUUGAAGUUAUUGACUUCAAACUACUUUCCGCUCACCGCUGUUGGCUCGAAUGGUAUCAGGGACUUUGGAUUCUUUCAUUUGAGGAAGCUAUCAAGCUAGCUUAUGGAAUGUUUGUGGUUUUACUCCAUUGCCUGCUUGUGCCUGAAAUAAUGAACAAAGAAGCAUCUGAGGUCUUCCUCCACCACUCCACCGGUAAAGCUUGUAAGUCGACAUAUGAACUCUACUGUUCUACUGUGUGAAGUAUAACACAACCAAAAAAAAGAAACCAAAAUAAACAUGAACAUUCCUCGUAUACAUUUUGUAAAAGGCAAAAUCUAGCAUUCAAAAAUUAUUGUUUGUCUCUGACUUAUUUUUCUUAAAAUGUAAACAGCACUGUAUAAAAAGUGCAACAAUCUGGAAAUCUUUACUUUUUCAAUUGGAGAGGGGGAAAAAACACAUAGUUUUUGGCAUUUGGAAAACUGUCUUUCUUUUAUUGGUGGUAACUUAAUUUCAUUAAUUUAGAUAAAUGGCCACUGUUUUCUUGCUGUAAAUUUUUUGAUACAAGAAAAUAAAAUCUUACAUGCAAAUGACAAUCAUGCUAAGUUAUACAGUAUUGGAUAUUUGCAGUAUGUUGUAGAUCUCUUGUGAUAAAUACCUCAGGUUUUUAAAGAUAUAGAUUAUUUUACCUGUCCUAAUAUGCCUUUAAUAUAGACUUUAUUUUUUACACAUGCCUAUAAAUGUGAUGUAUGUAUUCAUACAUGUAAUAUAUCAUAUGUAUUUUAAUGAUUGUACCUGUACAUUUAUAUAUGUGAAUGCUGAAGCUAUAGUUGCACUCAAUUAUUGGUGCAUUUUUGAAUUUUUAAGGUACUAAAGUAUUAGUAUUGUGUUUUAUAUAAUUUGAAACUUGUUUUAAGAUACAGUAUAGAACUUUACUUAUUUGAAUAUGAUCAAGAUAUAGUUAUAUUUUUGCUUAAAAUAGAACUACAAAUAAUGACAGUAUUCAUACAAUAAUAUUAUUUACUUAAUACAGAAAUAAUUAACAUACAGUAUUCCUAUUUUUUAUUUCUGAUUUGGAAAACUUAAGAUGUAUGAUUGAUUAUCCAUCCUAAGUCUUUCCUGCUGAUUUGGAAAACUAAAGAUAUUUCAUUGAUUUUCCAGCAUCCUAAAAUUCUUAUAAGAUGCUACUUCCCAUUGUUCUUGUAUUUAGAACAUUAUUUUUCCUCAUUAUUUAGAAACACUUUACUGUAUUUAUGUUUGCCCUAUUAAAGUAGAAAUACUGUGGAUGAAUUAUGAUUCUUUUCCAUUAGUUAUUUGGUAAUAUUUACUGGUAAGAUGAAGUGUUCAUUUUUGCUAACAAGGAAUUAAUUAUAAUACCACAUUUAUUUUUUCUUAUACUGGAAAAGCAUUGAGGAAGCAUUAUUGAAUAUUGUACUUGAUUUUUGGUUAUGCAUUAUAACAUUAUCUAAAAAACUUCCUAUCAUGUUAAACCAACAUUAUUAUAAUGGUUUAGUUCUGUGUCCGUAUUUAUUAAUUUCUGAAUAAUUUGAUGUUAAACGUGGCAAUGGAGACUGAAUGUCAUUUUUUGUUUGUUUUAGAAACUUUUAGGGCAUAUUUCAGUUUAGAUGAGUCAGCUGUUUGUUUUAUUUGUUUGUUUUGUGGAUUUUAUUUGUUGUGAUUAUUAUGUAAUGAUUGAUUUAAUGAUUGAAUUAAUUUAUUUAUUUAUAGAUUUAUGUAUAUUCUCUGUCUAGUUUAACUACAGCAAUAUUUUUCUUCAUUUGAAAAACCUAUUUUAUUGUUAAUAUUAAAAGCAAAAUGGCUGUUAAAUGUUUAAUUUUACAUAGAAAUUAGAUGUGUUUUGUUAAUUAAUUUAUUUUGUUUAUUUGUUUCCUUCUAUUGAUGCUUAGCAAUUAUGAUUUGAUGUGGUAUGCUCUUGUAUGAUUAUAUAUUUUUAAUGAUAUAUAAAAAUCUGGUGUUUACAGAACAUGUUUGUAGGAACACAAUUUCAUAAAUCUUUUGGAUUCAGAUCCUAAAUGACAAAAUAAUUCUGUUUUCUCAACAAAAAUUCAUUUCACAAAGUUUUGUGUUUAUUUUGACGAUAUAUUAAUGCUUUCAUUUUUGUUCUCAAAAAGAUAUAAGGUUGGAUAUAAAUUGCCAGAUAAGAAAAGAGUAUUUCUAAGCCAGCUAGUUUCACUUUGAUUUUGCUCUAUUAUUUGGCUCAUUCUUUAAUUGCUGUGAUGUAGUCUCAUUUUAGUUCGUCCUGUCUUUUCAACAAGAUAUUAUCUUUUGUUUCUUGUUUGGCUUCCAUUAUUUUACAUCUUUACAUCACUGCUCUUAAUGUUUAUUAUGUCAUUUAUGCAUUGAUUUGUAUAUUUUUCUUGUAUUUCCAAAGUUCUUUCAUUGUUCCCUCCCUUUGUUUAUACUUGUAUGUUCUUUGUGUAAACAUCAGUCUUAUGUUUCAAGUUUGGCUAUUACUUUCCGUUUUCAAAAUAUUGUUAUCUUUUGUUAAGUCCCAUUUACCAUGUGAAAUGUUUUACCUAUCAAAAGCUUCAAAUUUGUGGUCAUGUGAUAAAAUCUUCUGGUCAUUCAGGUUCUAUAUCCAUUGUUGUUUAAAAUCUCCAAAAUGUUUGUUAUAUCUCUUCUGUUAUUUAUUGUGUUAACUUGUAAAUUUGUUCCACACUUUAAAGCACAACACUUACAGAUAUUGUUAAAUGAAAAAAUGUGCUAAAUCUAAGCAGGGCAAGGCACUGACAAACCAUGUCAGUUACAGUAAACAUGUCAACAUAUGCAAAAAUAGCCCUUAUUCCAUUAGUUAUAGGUUACAGAUAUGAUGGUUAAAACAAUGAAUAUAUUUCAUAUUUUGCAAAUACCAUGAUGGUAAUAUGUUACAUGGACUAAGAAUACAUUUCCUAUACCCUUAAUGUAUUUGUUUUUUGGGUUUUUUCUACUUUUUUGACAUUGUUUUUCUCAGCUGGUAGCAAGCACCUUUUAAGAAAAGUGUACCUCUUGAAAUUGCUGUGUUAUGUGUUGGCCUUGUUUUUCUUAAACCUUUGUCAAUUUGUUUUAUAACUUAGGAAGCUUUCCAUAUGUUAAUCCAUUUUGCCAAAAUGUUAUCACAUUUUCUGUAAUUAAUGUGCAACUCAUAUAUGUAGAAAAUUAUGCUUACAAUACACAACAUUCAAAAUACAGUUCGAGAUAUAUGUGUUAUCAUCCUAGUUUAGUUAUAGACAUAAGUUGUUGUUUUUUUAAUUAGAAAUAUUAUGUAAUUAUUUGUUUUCUUGUUGUAGCUUUUCUCUGUCUGUACUCUCAGAUGCAUCAGUGUUUAAAUCAAUAGUUUUUGUUAGCGAUUGUUUUCUUACAAAAUAACACAUAUUCAAUGUUAAAGAUUGUCAUUAUAACUUGUUUUUCUGUUCUAUAAAGUCUAAUGUAUAAAAAGUAGCUGGCUAAGUCUACAAGAUAAUGAAAUUUUAUUAAAAACAGUAAGUAUGUGAUGUGCUUAUGCUUGCCAUAUUGUGAUAUAGUAUUUUGUUUUGUUAGGGUUUUUUUUUGUUUGUUUUUGCUUCAUUUUGAUGUUUUAACUUUGUGUGUAUUUAGCACUUACUGACUUACUGUAAAGAAAUGUAGAGUUUUGAGCAUUGAAUUUAAAGUUGUAGAUGACAACAGAAAAUUUUCCGAAUAUUUAGUACAUACUCUAUAUUAUACAGGUUAACUCUUAUAGGGAUAUAACAGUUUAUGAAUAUUUUUGAAAACAUUUAAACAAAUACAUUUAUAGUAGUAUUAAUUUCUUAAUUAUAUGUGAGAGGAUGUGUUGGAGUUUUUGUUGCCAUGUAGUCAUAAGCUCGCUUCUUCAGUGGCAUUAGAUAUGUCCCCACUAUGCUAUCAGUAUAGUGAUUGAUGUUUUUGGCACUAUUGUGCUGUUUGACAAGACUGCGUAUUGUUGCUUAUCUUUUUUGAUAAAACACUUUCAAGUACUGUUUUAUAUUUUUCACACUAAAAUAAAAGAAAGUAAACAAGAGCUUUUUAGCUCACCUGUCACAAAGUGACAGGGUGAGCUUUUGUGAUCACUUUUCAUCCGUCUGUCCGUCGUCUGCCCGUCCGUCCGUAAACUUUUACUUUAAAUGACAUCUCCUCAUAAACCACUAAGCCAAUUUCAUCCAAACUUCACAGGAAUGUUCCUUUGGUGGUCACUUUUAAAAAUUGUUCAAAGAAUUUAAUUCCAUGCAGAACUCUGGUUGCCAUGGCAACCGAAAGAAAAAACUUUAAAUAUCUUCUUUUAAAAAACCCAUAGAGGUAGAGUUUAGAUAUUAAGCAUGAAACAUCUUCUAGACAGUGUCUACAAAGUUUGUUCAAAUAAAAGCCCUGGGGUCAAAAUUGGCCCGCCCCGGGGGUCAUUGAUUUUCCUUAUAUAUGUAUGGCACAAACUUAAAAAUCUUCUGUGAAAAAAUCCAAAUAGCUAGAGUUUAGAUAUUUAGCAUGAAACAUCUUCUUGUAAGUGUUUACAAAGUUUGCUCAAAUCAAAGCCCUGGGAUUAAAACUGGCUACACCCCAAAGGUGUCAUUGUUUUUAACUAUAUGUGUAAAGUAAAAACUUAAAAAAAAACUUCUUUUAAAAAACCCAAUUAGCUAGAGGUUAGAUUUUAGGCAGGAAACAUCUUUUUGUUGGUGUCUACCAAGUUUGUUCAAAUAAAAGCCCUUGGGUUAAAAUUGGCCCUGCCAAAGGGGGGGGGGGGGUGGAGAUCAUUGUUUUUCAUUUUAUGUGUGUAAUAAAAACUUAACAUCAUGAAACAUCUUCUAAUGGGUGUCUUCCAAGUUUGUCAAAUAAAAGCCCUGGGGUUUAAACUGGGCCUAUAUACAGGUGAGCAAUCUCAGGGCCAUCAUGGCUUUCUUUUUUUAACUGAAAAGGAAAACUAGAAUUUUUCAACUGACAAAGAAAACAUGAGUUUAGGCAAAGGAAAGACAAAAAAGUGUGUUAUGCUUACUGUUUAUGUUUUAAAGAUUGAAAUAAUUUUACUUUGUGUUCACUCUUUAAGUUUGUCCAAAUUAGAUGUAAAGAUCUGACCAAAGAUAUUGACCAAUCAAAUUUAAAGUAACCAUUUAAUCUAAACCUUGCCAUAAUUUAAGGUUUUUUUUUCCUUUAAUAAUUGCAAAAACUCGUUGUUCAUUUUUACAUCAUAUUUUAUUGGACAUUUUAUAAAGUCUAUAAUUAAUUUUCAGUGUUCAAGAAUGUUUUUGGAAAUGGUCUUUACUUAAAAUUCAAUUUUUGUGACUGAUUUAUUAUUGUGUCUCGGUGACAAGGAGCUUCUAUUUUCAAUUUAUUUAAUGAUGAAAAGAACUUAAUAUGAAGAAUAUUUAGAAAAUAGUUUUAAUAUGUAUGUAAUUCUGGCAUAUAGUUUUCCUUUUAUCUUACCAGGAGUUCAUAUAACCAUGUACCCAAUAUUUCAUAAAUAAAAAGCAAAAUUUAUGUCCCUUUUUCACCAUUGCAAUUUAGAAAUAUUCUCCUUAUUUUCCGUAUUUGACCUUGAAAUCUGGAAAUGUUUUCCUUAUUUACUGUUGCAGACUAGACUUAUUUUCCUGAUUUGCUUUAUAUUUGCAGUCUAAAUUAUUUUACCCAUGCACUUUGCACAUGUUUGCGGUUUUAACUUAUCACACAAUUGAAUAUCAGUUUAUGCUGUGAAGUUUUUACUUUGCCCUGUUUGCAAACUAUUUGUGUUUGGAAUAUUUAUUUUCUUCUUUAGUUUUGAAAACAGAAAAAAUGAUUAGGAGUUCAGUUUAAAGAUUUUUUACUUCUAACAACUAAUUUUACAUUUUAAUUUACAUGAUUGACUAAUUUUAUAUAAUUAUAAUAUAUGAAUGACUUAUUUUAUAGUCCAUUGUACUUGGAUUCAUAUCUGUGAUAUAUUUAUUGCUCAUGAAAAUUAUUAAGAUAUAUCUAUUUCCUAUAUGAGCAAUAUUUUUAUUCAAUAUACAUGAUAUACUGUAAAUAUUUAUAAAUGUGAAUUUGAAAGAAGAUCAGUAACAUUUCAUGAAAACAACUAGGAAUUCUAUGGGUUUCUUUUGCUGUCUUCAAACUGUUCUCACAUUGAAAAUUAUGAAUUGGUUGACAUUUUUACACAACAAUUCUGAAUCAGUUCUAAAAUUUCAACAAGCAAGUUACUAUUGAUAUAUAGAUAUAAAAAUCUUCUUUGCACAAUUUCUUAAUUCUUUUUGUGUAGUGUUGUUUAAUAGCUUUAUAAAAAAAAUUGCUCCCAAGCUAGAUUUACCCUGUAUUGUAGAUAAAAGCAGGAUUCGGAUAUUUUAAAACCGUCUUAAGCUUAUCCGUCCAAUUUGUUUUUUCUUGUUUACCUUUUUUUCUUGUUUACUUCAGGAAUUACCCAAUACUUUUUGCCUUUGCCUAAAAUUCCCCUGUAUUGUAGCUUUUUUGUAUAAAUUAAGCACUUUUAAAAACCAUCUUAGGCUAAAUCCGUCCUAUGUUGUUACUAUUUAUAUAUCUCAACAUUAUUUAAAUUUCCUGUCUAAGACUGGAUCCGUCCUUGACAUGUAGAUUCCAUAAUACUCAUUGCUUUAUUACCUUUUGACAGUGUCAUUGCUGUUUAUACCUUUUAUUAUAUAGAUUGUUAGAUAUUGAUAUACCUAAAUAAAAUUUAUGAUGAUAAA